Messenger RNA from Penicillium manginii, 1341 nucleotides. RefSeq names its product monooxygenase. Lineage: Eukaryota; Fungi; Ascomycota; Eurotiomycetes; Eurotiales; Aspergillaceae. The transcript is spliced from 2 exons. The record is from RefSeq and is a predicted model, not a curated record. Gene Ontology annotation, molecular function: FAD binding. The coding region runs from base 1 to 1341 and encodes 446 amino acids.
AUGCGAAUCAAUGAUCGAUACUGCUAUGGGUGGGCCGUGGAAGGCCUGGUGCAGUACGAGGAUACAGUCGAGGUUCAGAUCCAUGACCGAGUAUCGAAUAUUCGCAAGCCAAUUCGCUCCCCAUAUGUUGCCGGAUGCGAUGGAGCAUGGAGUGCGGUGCGGAAAAGUUUGGGCGCGGAGCUCGAAGGCGGGCCUAUGCAUCGAGCCGUGGCCCUGACCCAUUUCAAGUCAAAGGAUCUCGAGCGAAUCCAUCGCCAGGGCCGAUUUUGGCAUAGUCUUUUUCCCAUGGACCCUACAACCAAUAACGGCUCUAUUAGCGGCGCCAUCAUCGCGCAAGACGGAAAAGAGACCUGGACAGUCCACGAUUAUCUAGGCUCUGACUACAAUGCAGACGAUGUGACAGCCGAGAAGACAGUCGCCCAGGUCCUUGGUAAUAUGGGCUCACCCUACCCGAUUUCUCUUGAUGAGAUCACUGCAACCUCCAUCUUCACGCCGACAGUAGCUAACGCCAAAACAUGGACCAGCAAUCAUCAGCGCGUCUUCCUUGCCGGAGAUUCUUGUCAUCAGACAAUUCUCUCGGGCGGCUACGGAAUGAAUAUGGGCCUUGCUGAUGCUUGGGAUUUUGGCUGGAAGCUCGCAGCCACUGUUCAAGGCUGGGGUGGCACUCACUUGCUGAGGACAUACGAACAGGAACGUCGUCCUGUGGCUGCGCUGAUGCAACACUGGAGCAAAAUCCACAUGAUGAAACUCAUGGGGCUUUCAACAGCUGUGAGAUUGGAUCCGGUCGUCAUCGAAUCCAUGGAUGAGCACGGCAUAGCCCUGCGUGAGGAGAUCGAUCAGUACGUUCAGGAAAACGAUGACCAGAACCAGAGCUUCGGCGUUGUAAUGGGUUACCGCUACGAGUCGAGUCUGGCAGUACUGAACGAGAAGGUGGAUGUUGAAAGGGCAGCACCACAGUUCGACUCACGCAGCUACAUCCCAACUACGUUCCCUGGUUCGCGCGUACCGCACGUGGCUUUGUCGGACGGCAGCGCGAUUUCCGGUGGAUUUGGGAAAGGCUUCACCAUGGUCGCAUUUCUGCAGAAGGAAGCAGUAGCAGCCGGAGACCAAUUUCAGAUGGCCAUCGCACUGGCCAGUUUUGCUGAAGCAGCAAGCAAGCACAGUAUUCCUUUAAAGAGCGUUUGUUUGAUGAAUGAGACUCAUGCGUUCCGAAUUUGGGAUGCUUGUUUUGUCCUCGUGCGGCCUGAUGGAGUUUCAGCGUGGCGCUCAGACAGUCUGGACAAGGUGCACAAUGCAUCACAAGUGUUGCUUCAAGCAACAGGUCAUUCCUUACCUUUGUAA